CUAAGGGAGGAGGUGGGGGGGGGCGGACAGGCGCGGGCACGCGCUCGCUGAGGUUUGAAGGGGGGGGGGGGAGCGCGCGCUCGUAUGUAAAUGAGCGGGCGUGAGGUCAGAGGCAGAUGGAAAAGGGAACAGACAGAAUGGCCGCCGCGGCUCCCGCUCCUCCUGCCGCCGCCGCCUCCUCCUCGCAGUGCCGGAGCCCCCGCUGCACGGCGGAGCGCAGGGGAGUCCGCCGCGAACUCGACUCCUGGCGGCACCGGCUCAUGCACUGUGUGGGUUUUGAAAGUAUUUUAGAAGGGCUUUAUGGACCAAGGCUACGAAGAGACCUCAGUUUAUUUGAAGACUGUGAGCCAGAAGAGCUAACUGACUGGUCUAUGGAUGAGAAAUGUUCCUUUUGUAAUUUACACAAAGAAACAGUCAGUGAUCGUGCAUCAAUUAUUGGUUCUUCACAGUCAACGCCUACAGAGGAACUAUCAUCUCAGGGCCAGUCCAACACUGAUAAGAUUGAAUGCCAAGCAGAAAACUAUCUAAAUGCACUCUUUCGAAAGAAAGAUCUUCCUCAGAACUGUGAUCCUAACAUUCCCCUAGUUGCUCAGGAAUUAAUGAAAAAAAUGAUCCGCCAGUUUGCGAUUGAGUACAUUUCAAAAAGUAGCAAAAUUCAAGAGAACAGAAAUGGUUCAUCGUUUGAACCAAGUAUGAUAUGUAAAAGUAUUCAAAUGAACCAAACGGAAAACUCCCUUCAGGAAGAACAGGAUAGCCCUCUAGACCUCACUGUGAAUCGAACUCAAGAACAGAAUACUCAGCAAGGGGAUGGAGUGCUAGAUCUCUCUACAAAGAAAAGCGCAAGGUUGGAAGAACCCAAAUAUGAUCCAUUGUGUUCUGAAAACUCGGUGUCUGGUUCAAGCUCAACAGCUGAUGCAAAUUCAGAGGAAACAACUAGUUUGGAAAAAGGAAAAUCAACAUUAAACAAAGUUUUGGAGUCUUUUUGUUCAUAUCACUGCCAACAGACUUUGGCUAUGUUAAAAUUUUUAAUACAAGAUGAAAAUGUUCCUAUAGCUUGCAGUUGCAAGCAAACACAUUUGGUCCACUCUGAAACUCCCAGUUCCCUUACUGAAGAGGAUGUUCACGUUCCAUUUUGCAAUUGCAAUGGACAUGUGCUGACAAAAAGGUGCUGUUUACGAAAUCAAAGACCAAACACUUGUUUACCACCUCUAUCUGUUUGUAUUAAAGAUUUCCAUUCUUUGUCAUGCCAAGCUGUAGCAAUUGGAUGUAUUAAGACAAUGGUGAACAAAGCGUGUAGUUCUCAUAAGUAUUGUGCUGAACAAUCGCAAAAUUCUAACAGGCAUUCUGCAAAAGCAGCAGCAUGUACAUCUUCAACUAAGGACUGUGAUCUGUUAACAGCAUUAAAAUUCAAAUAGAUCUCGCAGCCCAUCACCACCUCCCCUGUCACCUGUACAGAGUAAAGAUUUUGAAAUAUCAGAAGGAUCAGGCAUAGAUUUUCCAACUUUAGAUAACAACAAGCUUGAAAUAUCCAUCAACCAGCCUCCAUCCCUCUUGCCAGCUGAAAGUAGCAAUGGAGAAUUUGAAUAUGAAGGUAAAACAUGCAGAGGAAAAGUGACUGAAUACUCAGAUAGAACACUGCAAUCAACAGAUCAAGAAGGCAAAAAUUACAUAAAUUCUGAGAAGGUUGAGAACAGUGAACAUUAUGCCAUUUUUCAAGAUUUAAUGGACCGUAUUAAUGAAAAGUUAAAAUCAAUAGACACUACAGACAUAGCAACAAAUCUUGUAAAGUUUUCUAAUAGUGACAGGGCACCAGAAAAUGAUGUAAAAUUAGGAGACUUCAUAACCUCCCUUUUGCAUAACGCUAAGGCAAGUGAUUAUAGUUUUAUGGAAUUACUUCGCCAACAUGAUAAACAAAUGGAAAAUAAAAUUAUCCAAACAAGAUUCCGCAAGCGUCAGGAAACGUUAUUUGCAAUGUAUAAUUCUCCUGAUUCUCCAUUCAUUCGGCGACAGUCUUUGCAAAUCAAGAGGCAGCUUGCAAGCCUUGAUGAAACACUUGUAAGAAAAAAGUCAAUUUCUGAUAGAAAUGCAAAGAAAUCUACAAAGACUUUUGAUAAGAUAUACCCAAACAAAAGACACAGUUUUACAGUGAUAGAAGAUAAAGCUUUGCAAUGUCUUGAAAGUAAUCCACGUAUGAAUUGCCAAACCAAACCAAUGUGCUUUCCAGUACACCAAACAGAGUCUUUCAAACUACCUCUUACUAAUUUUCAAACCAGCUCUGACUUUCUACUUCUUUCAGAAAACAGUGCUAUUGCAGCCAACCAGGCUAAAUUUGCAAAAACACAAGGAGAUUGUGAAAGCCUAAAAGAGUCUGAUCAGAUUCCUCAGGAGGAAAGUAAUGGAAUCCCGGGCAGAACUAAACGCAACAUUGUGCCUCCUGGAUGGUACUCUGUGUAUGUAACAAACAAUAUUGUAUUUAGGAAAUCAUCUGAUGCAAAAAAGUCUUUAGAAGGUUUGGAAAAUAUGGAAAUAAAUAAAGAUGUUCAUGCUGAAAGGUGCAGUGACAUAAAUAUAAGCAAAAUUGUGAGAGACACAAAUCUGCAAGUUGUUGUAGAGCGUUUAGAAGAUACAAUAAACUUAGCUAAAAAGACUAACAGCUCAUGGUUGGAUGCUUACAAAAUAAGCCAAAAAUUAAAAGAUAAUGCCUAUGAACAGAUUAUCAACCCACUUGCUAGACGAGGUUUACCUUUCAGUCUGAGUGAAACUGGAUACACAGGACAAAGCUUCCUUCCACAUUCACAUGUGCCAAGCAGCAGUAAAACCAAAACCGUGUGUGUGACGACAAACAAACAAGAGAUGGUUAUAGAUCAAGAAAUUAAUGACUGCCUUUUGAAGUCUCUGACCUUUGAUUCAUCCAGUUCUACUUCCAAUAAUGAGAACUCACAUACAAUUUCUGAAGCUGGGGAGAUCUCAUCUCCCUUAAGCUACUCAAGUCCUAUUAAGCUUAUGUUUGUCUCAGAGGUUAAUAGUAGUGAAGGAGUCAAAUACACUUUGACGUCUGCAACUGCAUCUUCUAAAGGAAACACGGAUAUUUGUUUAUUUCAGGGGCAUCCAAACAGUGUGUUAGACAAACAGACCACAAAGGAUCUUUCUCAUGCAGUCUGUGACAAGGAUUUUGAUUGCAAAGAAAAUGAUGCCAAGGAGGAAUCAGACUGUGCUUAUGCAGAAGAAAUUACAAGCUCUUGUGCAGUUGUUCAAACUAACUUAAAUGACUCAAAGCAAAAUGAAGUUGUGGAGAAAUCAAACAGUAGCAGUGAAUCGGUUUUAAAAAGAAAGCCUGGUAGACCAAAGAAAAUAGGUCCUCAAGUCGUUAAGCAGGUUAAGAGACCUAUUGGGCGGCCUCCAAAGCCAAAAAUAGACGUAACUGAAAGUAUGGAACAUAGACCUGCACUUAACAGUGACGGUAAAAGUACCAAAUCAGAUGCAGCAGUCACGGAAGAAGUUAACGGCAACAAAAAUAUUACUGUGACGGUUGUUUUUGGAAGGUCAAGAAGAACUAAAAGAUAUGUUUCUGAAGGUAAUCCAAAUGUCAUCAGCACUCUGCCCACAAAACACGUUGAUUUCAGUGUUGCCAAUGACCACAGCAAAGUGCGGCAUAGCACGGAAACUGAAAAUGCUUUGAGUGAAAUAGUAAAAGCCUUACAGAAGCCUUCUACUGAAAAUGAGGUCUCUGGUUAUGACUAUGUUAGACCUAUCAAGAGUAACCUAGCAUCACCACACCCUUGCAGCAAUAUUAUACGGCCGAUUAAGAAACCCUUAACCACCGUUCGAAAGCCUGGUAGGCCAGCAAAAGUAAAAAUCUCUGGUAUAUCCGUGACUGUUAAUAGAUUUUCACCUCAGGAAAGAAAAGUGAGUAUUAGCAACUGUUUGCCUCCUUUACAACAGCAGAAUGUGUUAGAAAAAAACAUACCACAAGAGAGAAACAAUCAACUGUGCAAUAAUAUGGGUCAAGUAAAGAGCAUGCAGAAAGAUUCUAGAGAAGAUGGAUCAAACAACGUUAUUACGACAGUGUCAAGGAAACGUGAAAUUCCAUUAAGACAUUCUGUUAGAGACAGAAAACCUUCACUGCAUUUUUUACAUUCAUUAGCAUCCUCUAGUGCAUUUACUUGUAGAAGUGCCUUGUUACAUAAGUCUUAUAAGCUCCAUUUGAGAAAAGCUAAAGAUCAAAAGGAAAGACGUAGGCAAUCAAAUCAGAGCGCCACAUCCAAAGAUACCUCAGAAAUGCGAAAUUCAGGAAGUGCAAAAAAGGAUCUUAAGGAUGGCGAAUUUGGGCCCAUUAAUGAUGUAUCAUCGGAUCCCAUCUUUUCAUCGAAGCCUUCUCUCAGGUGGUGGGCUACUUCCACUUCAAGCGACACAUUGAUGGAAGAACUAAAUAAUAGAUUUGAACAGAUAACGAAUACCUGGUUGCGAGUGGGGGGAAAUGAGUUUGAUAAAUGUGUGUGUGAAAACAGGGAUCCCGUUGAACAGGACUGUAACACUGAAAUGUCAAACCCUUUAGACUCCUGCCUUGUAGAACUUGAAACAUCACCUAUAAAAAUGCUUUUCCAGAAAAAGUGUAAUAUGAAUGAGCUCUGCACCUGGUUUAUGCAAACUACAGAAACGCAGUCUCUCUCUCUAGUGAGAAAGGCAAAUGCUCGCAAUCCUUUAGAAGUAGUUAGUACUAGAGAGAUAAAGGUGGAAACAAAGCAAUCUGACCUUAGUACUUGCCCUUUCAGAAAGCACUUUAAAAAGUUUGCACUAUCCUCUCCUUCAAAACCAGCAGGGAAACUACAGAUAUUACAUAACAUGGUGAGGUCUCCAGUCUUAAGCAUGAAAAGUAAUUUUACUUUAGCCAGAUUAAAAAGAAAUGACUUUAAGAAGUUACAGCAUGAUAGGUGGGGACAAACAAAAAAAAAGCUGUAUAACCAGGCUCCUGGAGGCUGGAAAUCAAAAAGGAAAAAUUUACAGUUCUUUUGCCAAAGCCAGUUGUUUAAAAGUACAAGUGGGGAAAGCAAUGAUGGAAUGCCCAAGCUCCAGGAAAAAAAACACAGUAGAAAUGCAGCCCACUCAGACUUUGGUAGAAUCUCAGAGUAGCCUCUUGCCAACUGAAAAUGAAGCCAGAGAUGCAUUUGUUCAACAGAUGAUGGGAUCUUCUGACUUUAACCCACAUCCCGGUUUAGCAAAUAUACUCUAUAAGUCACAUGCAGAGACAAAUGGAACAAUUUGUUGCCAGCAAAAUGGUAGAAAAGAACAAAGCCAAGAUAAACUGUUUCAGAAUACAUGGAAAGCCAGAACCUUUAAAGAUUGUAGAAUAUUUCUGAGAAAAAUCAACCAUAUUGAGCAGCACAAUUCAUUUAAGUUAAAUAAUGUCAUUUAUUCUCCUGAAGCUGUUGAAAGUAAAAGCCAUCCGGCCUAUUUGGAAGAAAAAAGACAUCCUCUUUUAAGGUCCCAUUCUACUAAGCAAAAUGCAUUAAAGAAACAAGAAAAUGAAAUGGAAACAUCUAAAGGAUCUAAUUCAUCUAAAGUGACUGAAAGGCUGGAUGACCAGUUUCACAGCAGAAAAUUAAGUAGUGGUGUAAGCCAUGAUGAUAUUCCUGCUGGUAGUUCUGAAGUUGUUAUCAGAAUAAACAAAAGAAAAAGUCCACAAUGGGAGACCACUGAUACAAAUGUAAGAAAAAGGCAUAAGAGACAAUCAUGCAAUAGUGGACAAAUGGCAACUUAUUACCCAAAGUGCCAAGUAGGUAAGUUCCUGUUCCCCGCUUCACCUUAAAAUGCAAUCUUAAAGAACUAGAGAGGUCAAGCAACUAAGCACUUUGGAUUUAUUUUUUAUUUUUUAUUGCAUGAUAAUCAUUUUAAUUUCAGAGAAGUAAUUAAACAUAGCAUCAGAAUAACGCAGAAAGUGCAAAUUUAACACAUACAGAAUAUUUUACACUAACUUUUCAGCCACAAUAAGUGAGUUACAUUGUGUUAUGGCUAUAGCAUGCCAAGAUGAAAGAAAAAUGCUAACUGAUACGGUCCAGAGAGGCAACAGAUCAAGUUCUGACAUUUCUGAAGUCAGUGGCAGCUGGUUAUUGAUUUCAGAAUGAACAGAAUUUCAUUCCAUGGUGUAGUUACUCAUAUUGUGAAGAAGGGUAAACUAUAAAAUGAAGUAGAAAUUUAGUUUAUUAACCAACAGAGUUGUUUAAAAACAAAGCAGAACAUUUUUGUCAUGUCAUGAUUUCUAAUGUAAAUCUGUAAUGGUUUUGUAAUGAAAUAGUAAAAAAUAGUACUAUGUACUUCUGAGAAGUAUUCAUUCAGAGAUCCGUUUUAGUAUCCAUUCGAUGCCAAAUGAAAUCUGCUGACUCUAAAGGGUUUGUGCAUUAAAUCCUUACAGAACAAUUUCAAAUACAAAAUUAGUCAAACUCAACAUACAAUUACCAUACUAAAUGCAUUCGUUUGGCAUGGUUUUAGGCUAGUGUGAAAUUAAAUCAAUUUUUAAAGCUAGAUAUUUAUAAUACAUUGUUAUGCAACUGUGAUCUCAGAAAGGCCAUUAUUUUACUUACAAAGAGGGUACACUUGUGAAAUUAUUCUCUUGGGUGAAGAGAUCUCCUUAAACAGAAGUCUCAACUCAUUUCAAUAAAAUAACUAAGGUGUUAAGUACUCACCAGAGUAGAAGAAGAGUUCUGCAUAAGGAAUUAAAUUACUGCAGGAAUACUCAUUUUUAGGAACAAAACUGUAUUAGCUAAUCAGAUUAUAUUGCCUAAAGGAUAAAAAAUCUAUUCAAAACAGAGCAAAAUCUUAUGUACCCCUUUGUAUUUUAUAUUGUAGAAAACUAUCCCUGAUAAUAAACUGAAGUAUUAAUUUAAGUUGUAAUAUAAACAAUAUUAUGGCUCUUGUAUACUUCAUUUCUUUUGUGCUUUAUGUAAUAUAUACAAUUCUUCAUAUUAAGCUCAUUCAGCGCUUUUCCAAGGUACAGAGUUUUUUUACAUUUAAACUAUUGUUUUGUAUUUUAAUUCACUGACUUGGCGUCAAACUCAACAUAAAAAAAAAAAAAGUUUUUAAGAAGUUCAAACCUUGACACAAGAUUGCUAUAAAAAAGCCAGAACUAGAAAAGGAACGGGUAACAUCUAUGUUUUUUUUUUUUUUGCAAAUGAAGAAAGAGCUCUCUCAUACUUCUUUUUCUUUCAUAAUUUUGACUGUAGCCAAGAAAAUUUUGCAUUCAAUUUAUAUUUAUCUUUACACUGUUUCUUGCUAUAGCAAUGUAAGACCUAUUACUGUGAUAUGGUCUCGUGUUAGUUUUAAUUUGGACUCAAUUUUAUUUACCUGAUAACUUUCCUCCCUUAGUUUUGGAUCAUUAGGAAAUCUGAUAACUAUUUUACAUUAUUUCAUUUACAAUUUUUUUUUUAUUAUUUUCCUUCUUACUCAUAGUUUCUCAUAUUAAUUGUUGUCUUUAGAAAGGAUAUAACAGAAAGGUCAUUGAUUAAGGAAAUGUUAAAAGAUAAAUGAUGAUUCUGGAGCUUUCUCCAUGCUUGUAACCCCAAAUCUUUUUUCAGCGUACUCUUGCAGUAUAGAAAAGGAUGUCUUGUUUAAGCAUGUUGAUUCAACAUUGUGUACUGUCUGCACUAGCCGAGGAAAUCAUAUAAAUAUUUUUAGUCUAACAUGUAAGUUACUGGCUAAAAAAGAAGGAACAUGAUUUCUAGCUGUGCAUGCAUGUGUUUUCAAACAUCGUUCCUGCAUCUGGAAGUUUAAUGCACAUGAAAACAUCAUUAUUCGUUCAUAUGUUCUCUGGAUUGUAUUUUUGUUGAUGUGGUACCAUAAUUUAUAUCAUUGUUCUGUUGCCAUGCUUGAAAUGUUUUUAUGAUGGCACAAUCGAUAUUUAAAGUUUAUCUUCACAUUUUACUGAUCUUGGUGUCUUAUGAAAUAUUCCUGAAAGAGGGAGGUAUUGUGAUGCUGUUUUAUUAUGAAGCAUUGUGGCAAGUAGGCAGAAUGUUGUCAAAUUUUUGUGUGUACCUGAUUUUUGUUAGAAUAUGCAAGUGGAAUAAAGUCAGUCGAGUUCUUAUGGCUCAGUAUAGUACCAAGCAACUAGAACUAGCCACGCAAUCAAUAUAGCAACAGAAAACAAUCCCUUUUUCACAUUAGCUGUUUUAUUCAAGGUAAGGUGGAUGGUAGAUACGUUGGUCUGUAUGUUGUAUGUUACUACUCAACUUCUGAACUGUUGCUUCAACAAUGCAUUUGAUGUGCUGAGGGCAGUUCCCUUUUACUGUAGAUAUGUGUUAUGAUUAUUUAAAUUACUUUCUUUAAGAACAUUGAAGCAUUAUUACUGUCCAUGGUGGCAAAGAAAAUUAUAUAAAAAAAACUUUUAGAAAAGUAUUUAUGUGUCUUGCCAUGAGGGUGGUUCAGACCACACUCACAUGCCCUGGAGACAGCCAAGCUAAAUCCAAAAACUUCAAGACAGCCAAGCUAAAAUAAGAAAAACUAUUAUCCCACAAUAAAAUGGAACACAGUAAAAGACUCACCGUAUAGUGAAUAUAUUUUUACAUUACUACAGAGGGUGUGGAUUUAUCAGAGCCAUAAAGAAAACUGUGGACCUGAUACAGUAGCAGGCAGCACUGCGUGCGGAUGACACAACAUCCGUGUCUGCAUACCCUUUGUGUAAGGUUGGAACUCAUAGAAAAGCUUUUAAAAUGACUUCUGAUCACCUAGGAUAUUUUCUACAGGUUUUUUUCAGUUUCUUCACAUUUUUUAGCAAGUCUUCCCAGCUUUCCCUAUCAUGAAGGAGCACAUUCUACACUCCUAAAGUGGAACCAAUUUUAAAUAUUAGAUGAGGUAAAAUGCGAAAGAGACGCAUUGAAACGGUCAUUAAGUCUACUGAUCUCAAGCAAUCCUCUUAACAGCCAUAUCUUAGCUCUUCCUGGAAGGCUUUUCAUCAGAAGUACUUGGCUUCAGGAUGUUUCACCUGUGAUGCAGAUGGACAUUUUCCUAACUGUAACUGCCAGGCAGGAAGUUACUUUUUCACACAGCCAUAAAGAAAGUAAGAAAAUAGAUUGAAAACAUAGAAAAAAUAGUGAAAAGAACAACUAUUCUCAGUAAGUGGACUAUUUUUAAUGCAGAAGUAUAAAAGCAGAAAUGUAGACUUGAUAUAUAGCUGACUACACAUGUAUAAUAAAUCCUGACUCGUUUAAUGAACCUCAUGGUCUCUGCUUCAUUCCCCUGAUCCAGCACCAGCAGCUCUCCUACCACCACCCGAUGCUCUGGCGGGCUUCACACGGCGGGAUUCCACCUGCCACAUGCGAUGACGUAGCCUGUCCUGCCCCUCUGUGAAAAAGAAAUAAGAUUUUGGCCAUAUUUUAAGAACAGCAUUUUCUUAUCAUAAGGCAUCAGCUUCUUAUUUCCAAGCUGUAUGUCUUUUCCAAAGCAGGUGUAUAGGUAGAGUUAUCUUCCUAGCUCCAUGCUUUUUGGCCAGCAGCUUUGGACACUUCAGAGUUCUAGAAAAGUUGCUGUUUCUGCACUUAUGGAACAGCUCUAGAAACAAUUUAUGUUCCUCUUUCAAUUUUUAAUUAACUGAAGGAAGGGGACCUUUUUCUGAUGAUUUCUCACAUGUUCUGGAUAUCUGUCAUGUUCUAGGUUGUUCUUCAGUAUUCUUUGGAGUACAAAUAAUGAUAUCUAUUGCUUUAUUAAGAUGUAAAUCUAUAUCUAGUGAGAAACUUCAUGCUUUAUGGGGUCUAGGCCUGUUUUCUGUAUUCCUUUGAUGGUUCUUUUUGUCAGUCUGGCAGGUUUCACCAUCUUGUUCUUUCAGCAGUCAAAACUCACCUGACUUCGGUCUGCAUUCAGCUUUAUCCCUUACCACAGAUGAAACCUAGGCAGUUAUUUCACAAACAUUUAUUCAGCUCACCCACUCUCCAUCCUCUUACUUAAUGCUACAUGCUCCUUUUGGUCUCCCCUUUCCGGCAGACGUGCAAGGGAUCUGUGCUUCUGUCCUACGACACGGUGUAUGUCUGUAAGCAAGGCAAGCACCUUAAUUUGGCUCUAGCUCUUUCUUUAGUGAUGACCAUCAUUAGGCUUGCCUACCAGUAGCAAUUGCCUUAAUUUAACACUAGCUUAGGGUUUAGAAUCCUUUCAAGAGCAUAAGCCUAUGCAUUUCUACUUGGUUCUAAAUGUUUUAUAUCAGUUGCACAUUGUCAAGCCGUGAGUGAGUAAUAGGGCUACAUUCUUCAUGGUUUUUUUCCAAACAGGUCUGUGUAAUAAGUGCUCUUAUUUUUGGUUUUCACUUUGCAGCUCAGGGUAGAAUAUUUCUAAAUAGUGGCCCUGCUAGGUACGGCUAAUGGGACUUCCACAUUUCAUAUUAAAAUACAUGCAGACAGAGAGAAUAAGAUUCUUAGGGAAGUCAGUCUCUUCAGAUGGAUGUUGUCACAAGUUCCUCUUAUCCUCUUAUAAACAAGAGAGUAUAUUUGGCAUUUUACUGAUAACGGCUUGCCGUCCAUGGUGUGUAUUUCAAACCAUUAAAAUCUUGAUUAGUUGCUUCAAAUAAAGGAUUAUUUUCCUGUAUAUGAAAUGGAAGCCUAACAGAAAAAAAAUCUAGAAGCUGCAAGAAUACCAUAUGACAUUUUUUUAA
Molecule: messenger RNA, 10627 nt
Organism: Cygnus olor (mute swan)
Lineage: Eukaryota; Metazoa; Chordata; Aves; Anseriformes; Anatidae
Gene: LCORL
Product: ligand dependent nuclear receptor corepressor like
Exons: 7
Coding region: 117-1415 (432 amino acids)
Biological process (GO): regulation of transcription by RNA polymerase II
Cellular component (GO): nucleus
Molecular function (GO): DNA binding
Source: RefSeq, a predicted model, not a curated record